Molecule: messenger RNA, 1941 nt
Organism: Schistocerca gregaria
Lineage: Eukaryota; Metazoa; Arthropoda; Insecta; Orthoptera; Acrididae
Exons: 2
Coding region: 533-817 (94 amino acids)
Source: RefSeq, a predicted model, not a curated record
GAGGUAGCAAUCAUUCUUUUCACUGUUACGUGCACAGCAUCUGCACGAUAUUUCAGCUUAAUUUACGGGCCGUGGGGCUCAGAAACUCCCCACACUUAAUGUUUGUUAGCGGUAACAAGUAAGGGGUGUAGCAGGCAGUAAACAGUAACUGAACUAUAGGUUAUGUUCACAAACCUUGCUUUAAAACAACUGCUAGGAGGGGGUUUGCCACUUGUAGCGAUCGUUAAAGAUGAGAACAUUUUUGUUAUGGCGCUCGAAGAACAGGUAGUGCUCGCAAUCCUCGUUAUGUUAAACAUUCUAAUGCUAAUCACUUGCCUCUUCGUAGUUUGGCUCUCAAAACAAGUAAACACUUCUAUCUCGAAAAGCCGGUGAUAGAGUAUCUUCGAGAGCUAUCUUUGAAAUGUAUUAGAUAGAAAGGGAAAUUUAAAUGCCUAUGAUUCUGUGAGAACAAGACGAAUGGAAAUGUAACGACCGCUAGAGCCACGGAAUUACACGUUUUACACUGCAAUGAACGUUAUUCAUAACUAUUCUCAUGACCGUGGAGGACUUCAUCCUUCUGGUAGGGACGUUCGUCGCAUUCGUGGCGUUCGUCCUGUGGUGCUGCUUCCCGGUGGUGCCGAAGGAGGGCAAUGGAGGAGGGAGCUCCGGAGCGGACGGCGGCGGCAGCGAGCCGCCGCGGCAGUACGACCCGCGGGCGGGCAUCCGUGUGCACGGUCACGGGCACGGCAGCUGGUGGGGUGGGCGGCGCGGGCGCAGUGCCGGCGGGCACGCGCUCUCCCCGGUGUUCCGGCGCUACGAGCCGCUGCCACUGUCGUAAUGGGCACUCCCGCCCGACAGGACCUCGUGAGACGAGUGUUAUAUUACUUGCGACCGAGUUGUGACUAGGUCGAGCCGUUUGUAACUCGACACGAGUGAAUUUUUUUUACAGUGUUUUCCUUUUUGCUAUUGCAAAAUCUUACACUGGAAGUGAUGUCGAGUGUCUCGAAGCGGCUCAGUUUGCCGUGUCGGGUGCGAUUUGGCACUGGACACCCGAUGAAGUGACUUUCCCCCCAUUACUGGCACCAGCGGUUUUUGUGAAGUGAGCACUAGUGCCACUGUUAUUGGGGAGAACGAGUGAGUAUUUAUUGUCUGUAUUAUGCUGCAUUUAUUAAUGUUUCCCGAUUUCAUAGUACUUGAUGUUUUGUCCUCGGGCACGUGUUGCAAAAGUUGAUAUAGUAUGCACUAGCAAAAUAUAUUAUUGUUUAAUAUUCGCUUGUUACAGUGUUCGCCUCCAAAUUAACACCAUCUUACGUGCAUUUUCCGGAGAUCCUUCUGUUUUGUACUGUACUUAAGGGGAAUACUUUCGGUAGCACGGCUGGGACGACUGUUCCAUUUUAACGUCCGGUAGCUGGAAGAAUACCAUAUUUGCUUCUUCCGGGAGCUGCGGGCGACAGGUCAAAAUGUGUCAGUGAUGCAGACUAGGCAAACUUUUCUGCUUACCCAGACACUGGAAAGUAUGCAUUUUCUAAAUAUUAUGUGGUUAACACCUUUGUCUAGUGCAAUUUAUGGCUGUAACUUACCAAUUAUGAAUAUUUUUGUUAGCAAUACACCCUCUUAAGAUGCAGUAAUUUAUUAUUUAUUUUUUUAUUUUAUUUUUUCUCAUGUUUUAGAGAUACAAUUUUAUUUUCUAGGAUUACAGAUAGAUAUUUUUUUAAUGUUAUAGCUGCUUAUUGUACUUGCCAAUAUUAUUGUAAAAAUGUAAGAAAUUGUAAUCUGAAGCUUUUUAUUGGUGUGUACCUUUUACAACUACUAUUGGUUCCCGAUAGUAUUAAGAUAUAACUAGUCACGUGUGACCGUGGUCACUUACAGAAGACUUGCAUCCUUUGUAGCAGACUGGAAGAAGAAUUGUCAAAAUAUUUAGCACGCCUUCAGGGAGUGAAAUUAUACCCUCUUUCUGUGUGA